This is a messenger RNA of Sphenostylis stenocarpa, 624 nucleotides long. Lineage: Eukaryota; Viridiplantae; Streptophyta; Magnoliopsida; Fabales; Fabaceae. The record is from the annotation of a GenBank genome assembly.
AUGUCGUCGUAUUUCGGAUUCGGGAAGGCUUCAGGACCCACCGCACCUCUCAAAUCUCAACCUUCUUUCGGUUUCACCAGCUCUUCUCCUGUCCCCCCCUCUUCUUCACCUGUUCCUGCCUUUUCGUCACAAUCCACGCCCAGAUCCAUUGACUCUUCCAGUUGGAGUGAUGGACAGAAAAUUCUCUAUAAAGAUUUGGAUACCCGUACCCCUCAAAGGCCUUCCCCAGUCACAACAGUUAUUGCUUCUCGUGAUUCCACAACUGGUGUUAUAGCCAGAAUUUCAAGAUAUCCAAACCCCGAGAGAAGAUCUCCUCCUAUAUCUUAUGGAGAUGUUGAAGCUUUGGGGAAUUCUGAUCAAACUGUCAUAAGAAAUAAGACGUUUGCAUCAAUUUUUUCUUCCAGUUGGAGUGAUGGACAGAAAAUGCUCUAUAAAGAUUUGGAUGCCCAUACGCCUCAAAGGCCUUCCCCAGGCACAACAUUUGCUGCUUCUCGUGAUUCCACAACCGGUGCUACAGCCAGAAUUUCAAGAUUUCCAAAUCCCGAGAGAAGAUCUCCUCCUAUAUCUUAUGCAGAUGUUGAAGCUUUGGGGAAUUCUGAUCAAACUUUCAUAAGAAAUAAGUAA